GCCGUCGUUGUUGGCCACAGCGUGGGAAGCAGCUCUGGGGGAGCUCGGAGCUCCCGAUCACGGCUUCUUGGGGGUAGCUACGGCUGGGUGUGUAGAACGGGGCCGGGGCUGGGGCUGGGUCCCCUAGUGGAGACCCAAGUGCGAGAGGCAAGAACUCUGCAGCUUCCUGCCUUCUGGGUCAGUUCCUUAUUCAAGUCUGCAGCCGGCUCCCAGGGAGAUCUCGGUGGAACUUCAGAAACGCUGGGCAGUCUGCCUUUCAACCAUGCCCCUGUCCCUGGGAGCCGAGAUGUGGGGGCCUGAGGCCUGGCUGCUGCUGCUGCUACUGCUGGCAUCAUUUACAGGCCGGUGCCCCGCGGGUGAGCUGGAGACCUCAGACGUGGUAACUGUGGUGCUGGGCCAGGACGCAAAACUGCCCUGCUUCUACCGAGGGGACUCCGGCGAGCAAGUGGGGCAAGUGGCAUGGGCUCGGGUGGACGCGGGCGAAGGCGCCCAGGAACUAGCGCUACUGCACUCCAAAUACGGGCUUCAUGUGAGCCCGGCUUACGAGGGCCGCGUGGAGCAGCCGCCGCCCCCACGCAACCCCCUGGACGGCUCAGUGCUCCUGCGCAACGCAGUGCAGGCGGAUGAGGGCGAGUACGAGUGCCGGGUCAGCACCUUCCCCGCCGGCAGCUUCCAGGCGCGGCUGCGGCUCCGAGUGCUGGUGCCUCCCCUGCCCUCACUGAAUCCUGGUCCAGCACUAGAAGAGGGCCAGGGCCUGACCCUGGCAGCCUCCUGCACAGCUGAGGGCAGCCCAGCCCCCAGCGUGACCUGGGACACGGAGGUCAAAGGCACAACGUCCAGCCGUUCCUUCAAGCACUCCCGCUCUGCUGCCGUCACCUCAGAGUUCCACUUGGUGCCUAGCCGCAGCAUGAAUGGGCAGCCACUGACUUGUGUGGUGUCCCAUCCUGGCCUGCUCCAGGACCAAAGGAUCACCCACAUCCUCCACGUGUCCUUCCUUGCUGAGGCCUCUGUGAGGGGCCUUGAAGACCAAAAUCUGUGGCACAUUGGCAGAGAAGGAGCUAUGCUCAAGUGCCUGAGUGAAGGGCAGCCCCCUCCCUCAUACAACUGGACACGGCUGGAUGGGCCUCUGCCCAGUGGGGUACGAGUGGAUGGGGACACUUUGGGCUUUCCCCCACUGACCACUGAGCACAGCGGCAUCUACGUCUGCCAUGUCAGCAAUGAGUUCUCCUCAAGGGAUUCUCAGGUCACUGUGGAUGUUCUUGACCCCCAGGAAGACUCUGGGAAGCAGGUGGACCUAGUGUCAGCCUCGGUGGUGGUGGUGGGUGUGAUCGCCGCACUCUUGUUCUGCCUUCUGGUGGUGGUGGUGGUGCUCAUGUCCCGAUACCAUCGGCGCAAGGCCCAGCAGAUGACCCAGAAAUAUGAGGAGGAGCUGACCCUGACCAGGGAGAACUCCAUCCGGAGGCUGCAUUCCCAUCACACGGACCCCAGGAGCCAGCCGGAGGAGAGUGUAGGGCUGAGAGCCGAGGGCCACCCUGAUAGUCUCAAGGACAACAGUAGCUGCUCUGUGAUGGUGAGGCCCCCGGCCCCACCGGUGUCCCCACCACUCUCCUCGGGCCCCUGUCCUGGUCCCAGAUAUGAGUGAAGAGCCCGAGGGCCGCAGUUACUCCACGCUGACCACGGUGAGGGAGAUAGAAACACAGACUGAACUGCUGUCUCCAGGCUCUGGGCGGGCCGAGGAGGAGGAAGAUCAGGAUGAAGGCAUCAAACAGGCCAUGAACCAUUUUGUUCAGGAGAAUGGGACCCUACGGGCCAAGCCCACGGGCAAUGGCAUCUACAUCAAUGGGCGGGGACACCUGGUCUGACCCAGGCCUGCCUCCCUUCCCUAGGCCUGGCUCCUUCUGUUGACAUGGGAGAUUUUAGCUCAUCUUGGGGGCCUCCUUAAACACCCCCAUUUCUUGCGGAAGAUGCUCCCCAUCCCACUGACUGCUUGACCUUUACCUCCAACCCUUCUGUUCAUCGGGAGGGCUCCACCAAUUGAGUCUCUCCCACCAUGCAUGCAGGUCACUGUGUGUGUGCAUGUGUGCCUGUGUGAGUGUUGACUGACUGUGUGUGUGUGGAGGGGUGACUGUCCGUGGAGGGGUGACUGUGUCCGUGGUGUGUAUUAUGCUGUCAUAUCAGAGUCAAGUGAACUGUGGUGUAUGUGCCACGGGAUUUGAGUGGUUGCGUGGGCAACACUGUCAGGGUUUGGCGUGUGUGUCAUGUGGCUGUGUGUGACCUCUGCCUGAAAAAGCAGGUAUUUUCUCAGACCCCAGAGCAGUAUUAAUGAUGCAGAGGUUGGAGGAGAGAGGUGGAGACUGUGGCUCAGACCCAGGUGUGCGGGCAUAGCUGGAGCUGGAAUCUGCCUCCGGUGUGAGGGAACCUGUCUCCUACCACUUCGGAGCCAUGGGGGCAAGUGUGAAGCAGCCAGUCCCUGGGUCAGCCAGAGGCUUGAACUGUUACAGAAGCCCUCUGCCCUCUGGUGGCCUCUGGGCCUGCUGCAUGUACAUAUUUUCUGUAAAUAUACAUGCGCCGGGAGCUUCUUGCAGGAAUACUGCUCCGAAUCACUUUUAAUUUUUUUCUUUUUUUUUUCUUGCCCUUUCCAUUAGUUGUAUUUUUUAUUUAUUUUUAUUUUUAUUUUUUUUUAGAGAUGGAGUCUCACUAUGUUGCUCAGGCUGGCCUUGAACUCCUGGGCUCAAGCAAUCCUCCUGCCUCAGCCUCCCUAGUAGCUGGGACUUUAAGUGUACACCACUGUGCCUGCUUUGAAUCCUUUACGAAGAGAAAAAAAAAAUUAAAGAAAGCCUUUAGAUUUAUCCAAUGUUUACUACUGGGAUUGCUUAAAGUGAGGCCCCUCCAACACCAGGGGGUUAAUUCCUGUGAUUGUGAAAGGGGCUACUUCCAAGGCAUCUUCAUGCAGGCAGCCCCUUGGGAGGGCACCUGAGAGCUGGUAGAGUCUGAAAUUAGGGAUGUGAGCCUCGUGGUUACUGAGUAAGGUAAAAUUGCAUCCACCAUUGUUUGUGAUACCUUAGGGAAUUGCUUGGACCUGGUGACAAGGGCUCCUGUUCAAUAGUGGUGUUGGGGAGAGAGAGAGCAGUGAUUAUAGACCGAGAGAGUAGGAGUUGAGGUGAGGUGAAGGAGGUGCUGGGGGUGAGAAUGUCGCCUUUCCCCCUGGGUUUUGGAUCACUAAUUCAAGGCUCUUCUGGAUGUUUCUCUGGGUUGGGGCUGGAGUUCAAUGAGGUUUAUUUUUAGCUGGCCCACCCAGAUACACUCAGCCAGAAUACCUAGAUUUAGUACCCAAACUCUUCUUAGUCUGAAAUCUGCUGGAUUUCUGGCCUAAGGGAGAGGCUCCCAUCCUUCGUUCCCCAGCCAGCCUAGGACUUCGAAUGUGGAGCCUGAAGAUCUAAGAUCCUAACAUGUACAUUUUAUGUAAAUAUGUGCAUAUUUGUACAUAAAAUGAUAUUCUGUUUUUAAAUAAACAGACAAAACUUG
Messenger RNA from Homo sapiens (human), 3525 nucleotides. It is a transcript of the gene NECTIN4, whose product is annotated as nectin cell adhesion molecule 4. The transcript has 9 exons. Gene Ontology annotation, biological process: signal transduction; symbiont entry into host cell; cell adhesion. Gene Ontology annotation, cellular component: plasma membrane; adherens junction; extracellular region. Lineage: Eukaryota; Metazoa; Chordata; Mammalia; Primates; Hominidae. Gene Ontology annotation, molecular function: identical protein binding. Bases 263 to 1642 code for a protein of 459 amino acids. The record is from RefSeq and is a predicted model, not a curated record.